Messenger RNA from Columba livia (rock pigeon), 3254 nucleotides. It is a transcript of the gene TGIF2, whose product is annotated as TGFB induced factor homeobox 2. Gene Ontology annotation, biological process: negative regulation of transcription by RNA polymerase II. The transcript has 3 exons. The record is from RefSeq and is a predicted model, not a curated record. NCBI's taxonomy places the organism in Eukaryota, Metazoa, Chordata, Aves, Columbiformes, Columbidae. Gene Ontology annotation, molecular function: DNA-binding transcription repressor activity, RNA polymerase II-specific; RNA polymerase II cis-regulatory region sequence-specific DNA binding. Bases 416 to 1204 code for a protein of 262 amino acids.
CGGGGGCGGGGGGCCCGGCCGAGUUCCUGCCUCCUCGGGAACAAAGGGAACUCUGUCUCGGCAUCUGUCACCGCCGCCCACCCAAAACUUUUCGCUGCGCCUCGGCCGCCCGCCCCGCCGCCGCGGGAGGGUCCCGCCGCACCCCCGGCACCAGCGGUGGCGGCGCGACCCCGGCGCGGCCCAUGCAAGGGCCGAGGCGGCGGCGGCGGCGGCCCGGGGGUAAGAGCGCAGCCGGGGCGGGCGGCAAACAUGGAGUCCCGGCCGGGCCGGGAGCGCGGGGCGGCGCGGAGCCGAGAGCGGCCCCGCCGCCUUUGUGCUGCCGGGCCGGGAGCCGCCCCCGCCGCGAAAAGUUUGUGGGAGUCGCGGGUGGGCGCGCUCGGGCUUUAACCAGGAGAGAUCUGCAGGCAGCUCCACCAUGUCGGAUAGCGACCUCGGGGAGGACGACAGCGCCACAUCCCCAGACCCCUCACAGUCCAACAAGAGGAAGAGAAGGGGCAAUCUGCCCAAGGAGUCCGUGAAGAUCCUGCGGGACUGGCUGUACGAGCACCGCUUCAAUGCCUACCCCUCGGAGCAGGAGAAGCUCAGCCUGUCGGGGCAGACCAGCCUCUCUGUGCUGCAGAUCUGCAACUGGUUCAUCAACGCCAGGCGGCGGCUGCUCCCCGACAUGCUGCGCAAGGAUGGGAAGGACCCCAACCAGUUCACCAUCUCCCGCCGAGGGGGCAAAGCUGGCGAGGUGGCCCUGCCGCGGGGGGCUGCUGCUGGCUCCGGGGUGCUGGUGGUACCUCCUGUGACGGCCCCGGGGGCCUCCAAGGUACUGUCAAUGUCUGUGUGCCCACAGGUACUGUGCCACCCCGCGCAGGCGCUGGGCAGCAACCUGACGGUGCUGAGCACCCGCAGCCCUGAGCGGGAGAAGCCCCCCAGCUUGCAGCCGGCGGAGCUGGACCCUGUCCCCAAAGUGCCACCGGGUGCCGCCGGCAGCACUGUCACCUUGCUGGCCCGGGCCGAGGCGGCCAGCCCCACCAGUGGACUCUUCAACACGCCGCCCCCCACGCCCCCCGAGCUCUUUGGUGACGACUUCAGCAGCUUCCAGCUGCUAGUGGAGGUGGCCCUGCAGAAGGCGGCCGAGCUGGAGUCGCAGCGGCAGGGCGGGCAGCUGCCCCGCUCGCCCCAGACUGAGCGCCCCGGGGCCUCCCUCUCCAAAUAACCCCCAGGGUGCGUCCUCCAGGGGUCCUGGCCCUCCGCUCUCGUGCCCCCGUCUGCCUGCACCCCCUGACCGGCUCCCGGGAGCUCCGGGCUCUGUCACCACAGGGAGAGGAAGGACUGUCCCCUCCCGCUGUCCUCGCUGGGAGGUGCCCCUGCUGCCCCGGCUGCCAGGACCGUGCCCUGGGGGGAACGCAGCACGGAAAAGACCUUUGCAGCUUCACUGGCCUCUCCCUGCAACUGACGGUCCCUGUGGAACAACCCUUGGAAAACCUGCUGAUUUCUUUUUCUCUCUCCUGUAAACAAGGGUUCGGCCAACACUUCAGGGAGAGAAAGAGAGAUUUUUUUUUUUUAAUUUUUUUUUUAGUUGGUGUCUGUUUUAAGGACUAUGGAUGAAAGCUUUUUCUCCCAAGCAUCUGAUCUCUUCUCCCUGACCUUUUCUUUUUCUCCUUUAUGUGUGGAGACCCUCUCUUGUACGUUACGCUGGCCAGGAGCCCUGUCUUGCCCACGGGAGCCCUGCCUUGCCCACGGGAGGGUGAAGGACAGAUGAACUGGAAACCUGAAUUCUGUGGCAUUUGUUCACACGGAAAACGCGGGACCCUCCUCUCCCGCCUUAGGGUGUUACAUGUGCUGCCAGUAGCAAUCUCUAUGGUGCUGUUUAGCAAUUUUUUGUUGAACCAUUUUCCCUUUACUUGUGAUUUAUUAUAUGAUUUUUUUUCCUUUGAUAAGCAUUUCCACAACUUCCCCGUGUUUCUCUCGAGUUCCCGCCGAACACGUGCACGUUGUGUCCGGAGCAGAGGGUGCGCUGUGGGGCGCGGACGGCAGGCGGCUGCGGGGGCGGAUGCAAAGCCUCAGACUGUGAAAUUUUUUAUCCAGUUUCUUUGUGUUUUUUUUUUUUUUCUUUUAUCUUUAAAAAAAAAAAAAAAGAGAAAAAAAGCUUGGGAAGAGGUGUGUUGUAGGCACGGGCGUGCGUGUUCCUCUGGCAGCCUGCGGAUGGCCGUUCCUGGAAAGCAGCGUUGUCUCCUCAGCCAAGUGGGAACGCAGGGAGUCCUGCUGCUCCCUGUCCCCUCCCUGCAGCUCUUGCUCCAGGGCUGGCGGGGCUGUGGCUGCUUGUGUGGUGCUGGGGACCUCUAGUGACAAGCUGGUGUCUGCUGGGAGGUGGCCGGUCCCCCCCAGCCCGGCCUGGGGUGGUGUUUGGGCUGUCACCGCGAGCCUGGCACUGUGCUGGUCCUGGGACUGAGAUGUUGCUGUUCCACUGUAAAAUGUAAGUUAAAUAGCGAUACGUACGCACCUAUGUUAUCUAUCCUCAGAAACACUAAUCCUAGGUAAUUAGCCUGAUUAUUAAGUUGCAUGACUAGAGAUAAUAAUGGCCGCAGGAUCUGGUGCUGUGCAGUGGUUGGAACCAGCGGUGCUGGGGGAGCAGUGCUGCGGAAUGAUGGAGCCUGGAAAGGGAAGACACUGAAUUUUGGGGACUAGUGUUUCUCCCCAGCCCUUUUCUUCUUCUCGAGAGAAGGGGAGAGGAGCUCCCGGUGCCAGCGGGGCUGCGGGACGGUUUGCCAAUGGUGUGUGCUUGGCCGGGCGUCCCUGUGCAGUGAUGGCUCCAGCUCCGGCGCUGCCCGGCUGGGCGGGGGGCACCACGUUGGAUGGAUGCUCAUUGUGGGGCUGGGAACAUCCCUUCCUCAUCUCCCCCAGCUCCGUUUCAUGUCCAGCCUUUGCCCCCUGCCUCGUUUCUGGGGAAAACCAUGAAUUGUAGGAUUCCUUCCCUUAUUUCUAGGUAGCCUUUCCCCCGCUGCCCCCCCGCAGCUCUGUUUCCUCCCCCAGGGCAGGGAGGGGCCUUUUAGCCUCCUUCCCUUAUUUUGCCCCAGUCAAGCCAAAGCGGAUCGGCCGGGGCAGAGUGCCGCUGUGCCUGUGCCGGGGACAGCGGGGCCACCCUGGGGACGGACCAGAAGGAGUGGGGAGGGCAGGGAUAAUUGGAUUGAAAUUUAUGGAGCAAGAAACUACUGUAAAUACCUUUUUAUUUGUUCUGUUGUCAAAUAAAAGUUUUUUUAGUUUUG